Messenger RNA from Solea solea (common sole), 3108 nucleotides. It is a transcript of the gene arhgap9, whose product is annotated as Rho GTPase activating protein 9. Gene Ontology annotation, cellular component: cytoplasm. Gene Ontology annotation, molecular function: protein binding; phospholipid binding. Lineage: Eukaryota; Metazoa; Chordata; Actinopteri; Pleuronectiformes; Soleidae. Bases 384 to 3086 code for a protein of 900 amino acids. The transcript has 22 exons. Gene Ontology annotation, biological process: regulation of GTPase activity; signal transduction. The record is from RefSeq and is a predicted model, not a curated record.
CGGAGGUACCGCCAACCUGGACUGUUGUCGAGCAACCUAAUGCCAUUGUAUGACUGUUAAUUUGCAAAAGUCCACGGUAGAGUUGAUUUUAUUAUUACUAUGUUCUUUACUUUCUUCAAAGUAUGUGAAGUUGUAACUCUUCAAACUCAGCGAGACGCAACUCAAAAACACUUCAGAAACGCAACUGAGCUGUCAUCUCAUCGCUGCAAGGCUCAUCACGUACAUGGAUCUGACUGUAGAGUGAGCUGGUGGCCUUGUUGACUCUCUGCAGGACCAUGAUAAUGGCACUGAACCGGCUUCAGUCUCAGUCGUCCAAGUAUCUCAAUUAUCAGACAUUCAUAAGAUUUGAGUGAAGGCUGCUAAAAAGGACUGCAUUGUCAGCCAUGCUGUCGGGCACUUGGAGGCGCUCUGUGGGGCAUCAGCAGCCCACUGCUGGACCUGUGGUGAACACUCGGGGGAUGACAGUGUGUGGGGUUCCCAGUGGUACGGUGGUCCUCGAGGCCCAGUAUGACUACAACUACCGAGGUGCCGACGGACGGCAGGUCUCAAUAAGGGAGGGGGAACGGUUUAUUCUCCUGAAGAAGACCAACACUGAUUGGUGGCAGGUACGGCGGAUUGGGGCUGCUAAUAAAACAAAGCCACUGUAUGUACCUGCUACAUAUGUGACGGAGGUGCCUAUUGCACCCAUGCCCUCGCCACAGCGCCUGGCAAUGUCCUCAUCGCUGAACUCCAACCUCGGGGUAUUGCCAAGGGUGUCCCUCAGCCCCAGCCCAACAGAGACCUUUAAUGGACGGCAUCAAGUGCGCAAACCCAUUUACCGCUCAAUGGGAAAUCUCAACUCCAGUAGUGCCUUCCAGGGGCUGGACAACAACACCACCACCACAGGGAGGGGGCACUUCCCCACUCUGCCCCUUUCCGGGUUCACAUUUACCAACAACUCUCCCACUUCACUGUCAGGCCGCUUAGUGGUCCCAGGGUCACCCACAACCUCUAUGGCCCAAAUGACACAGCAGAACCCCAGGGUGGUUCCCAUGAUCACACGCAGCCAGAGUUCCAGCAACCUGGCAGAAAAUCUGGUGGAGAACCCGUAUGAUGAGGUGGGUGGUAGCUUCAGCAGUCGCACCAACCACAGGGUCCCGAAGAAGUCCUGUAGCCAGUGGGACAUGGUGGGGGCCUCCGGCAAGAACAACCAUCUGCAGGUCCCAACAGAGUCCUACCUGUCACAACUGUCCUGGCAAGACUCUCCUCUUUACACUGAUAACAUGCAGCCAGGGAGACAGACGUUGCCAGCAGUUCCACCCUGUCCUGCUCCAGGUCAGCAGCCGCUUCAGCUCAAGGACCUGUGGGAACAGUACUCAGACCCAGCUACAGGAAGAUUCUACUAUGUCAACACCAUCACCAAGGAGAGGUCCUGGAAACCGCCUCGCCGGGCUCGUGGAUGCACUGACAACAAGGCCACUCCAAUGCAAACUCAGACAUUACCCAGAGAAACCAGCCAACUGUCACUGACACUUUCAGAAGCUGGCAAUAGAACUGUGCAUAGGCUGUCACCUGAUUUUAUUUUUGGAAGCCACCAGAGGAAUACCGACUGUGGCUGGCAGAUGAAACAGAAAAUGCAGCGUGCGGCCUCCUCUGAUACCCUCAGCUUGAUGACAUUCAGCAGUGCAGAUGCCCGGUGCCAUAACUCUGCCUCCGUGCACGAUGCCAAGCAGCCACUCAUCCACUCCCAAUCUAUGAUCCUGCCUGAGAAUGGCAAGCUGGUCCAGAAAUGUAUGGAUUACUCCUGUAAUGUGACCAACAUCAUCGUGGAGCCUCCGUCUCCCGAGAGCUCUCCAGACAGUGACGGCUGCACACCAGAGCUGGAGAAAGCCGGCCUUUUGAACAAGACCAAAAUUGCAGAGGGAGGCCGCAAACUAAGAAAAAGCUGGAGUCCGUCCUGGGUCGUGUUGGUAGGGAACAGUCUGGUUUUCUUCAAAGAUCCGAAAUCACAGACACCUUCCAGCUGGAAACCAGGAAACAGUCGCCCUGAGAGCAGUGUGGAUUUAAGAGGCGCACAGCUGCAAUGGACCAAUGAUUUGUCCAGCAAGAAGAAUGUCUUCAAGCUGAGGACAGUAACGGGCAACGAGUUCCUGCUGCAGUCAGAGACAGACUCUCUGAUAAAGGAGUGGUUUAACACCAUUCAGAAAGUCAUCGUCAGGCUGGAUCGUGAAAACCCUCUGGACAACGUCCUCCUGUACUCUCUGAGGAGAGCGGGCAGCGUGGAGAUGCUGGAGCACAGUGGAGACGAGGAGGACAGGAGAACGUCUCUCCCUCGCUCAUCGUCCAACCUGGAAAACACAGAGAGGAAAAGGGUAAAGAGCCGGCUGAAGAAGCUGAUCAUGAGGAGACCUCCUCUGCAGGCUCUGCAGGAGAAAGGCCUCAUUAAAGAUCAGGUAUUUGGUUGUUGUCUGGAGAUGCUCUGUAACCGAGAGAAAAGCACCGUCCCUCGUUUCGUCAGACUUUGCACCGAGGCUGUGGAGAGCAGAGGAUUGGAGACUGAUGGCAUCUACAGAGUAUCAGGGAACCUGGCAGUGAUUCAGAAACUGCGCUACCUAGUGAACCAUGAGCGAGCGGUGACUACUGACGGCCGCUACAUGUUCCCAGCGGAGUUGGUGCAAGAGGAGAAGCUGAAUUUGGGCGAUGGCGAGUGGGAGGACAUCCAUGUCAUCACGGGAGCUUUGAAACUUUUCUUUCGCGAGCUUCCCGAGCCUCUGGUGCCCUAUGGCUUCUUCACAGACAUUGUAGAGACAGCCAAGAUGUCUGACUACAUGGACAAAGUGGACCGUUUGAAGUGUCUGGUGCUGAACAUGCCUCCUCCAAACCAUGAUACACUUCUAUUCAUGUGCCGCCAUCUCAGACGAGUGUUGGAACAUUCAGAUUCCAACAGAAUGACCACACAGAACAUUGGCAUUGUGUUCGGGCCGACCCUGAUGCGCCCAGAGCAGGACAACGGCAACAUGGCGGUGAAUAUGGUUUACCAGAACCAGGCAGUGGAGCUCAUCCUCAGCGAAUUUGACCACAUCUUUGGAACGAGAGGCCCCUCUUGAUCUUUCUGGACAUGGUUUUUUU